Oppia nitens is the source of this 1035-nucleotide messenger RNA. RefSeq names its product bcl-2-like protein 1. Gene Ontology annotation, biological process: intrinsic apoptotic signaling pathway in response to DNA damage; negative regulation of intrinsic apoptotic signaling pathway; extrinsic apoptotic signaling pathway in absence of ligand. The transcript is spliced from 2 exons. The record is from RefSeq and is a predicted model, not a curated record. Gene Ontology annotation, cellular component: mitochondrial outer membrane. Gene Ontology annotation, molecular function: protein heterodimerization activity; protein homodimerization activity. NCBI's taxonomy places the organism in Eukaryota, Metazoa, Arthropoda, Arachnida, Sarcoptiformes, Oppiidae. The coding region runs from base 369 to 1010 and encodes 213 amino acids.
UUAUGAGUAUUACAUGUAGUGUUGGGAAUGCAUUGAAUGUAUUGAAUGAAUGCUUGAAUGCAGUGAUAAAUACAGUAAAUAUUUGAUAGUUUGUCGACCUUUUCAUAGCUUUUAAAGACAUUGCAAACCAAUACUGACAUCACUUUUGCCAAUAACUGUCAUCAAUGGUCACUACAAGACCUCAACAUUCAUGAACUCACUAAUACUUUACAGCAAACGAUAUCAUUAUUUUUGUGGAUCAAAAUCUUGGUGUUUUGUGUUGUCUUCACUGGUCAUCAAUGGCUUAAUUGUCCCAAAGAUUUAUUAAAUAUUGUGAUAUUAUUGAUGAGAUCACUAUAAUCGUCAGCAAAGAAGUAUUUGUGAAGAUUAUGGCAACAAAUGGUUCUUCAGCUGAGUCUGUUGAGCGCACAAAUGGUCACCGAAUAGAUAGUUCAGUGCAAGAGAUAGUCAACCAGUUUUUAUGUUCACAAUUAGAUCUUAAAGGACAUCACUGGACACCAGAACCGCUUGAAAACGGUUUGACCAAUGAUUCACAUCAACAGACAUUAAGUGCGAGUCAAAGGAUUAAAAUAGUGGAAGCAUUGAAGAUAUUGGGCCAUAAAUAUGUCAACCUUUAUGAGCAACAGUUGUCUACUAUGUGUCGGCGACUUGAAUUGAGUCCAUUAUCGGCAAUGACAACAUUCAAUAGUGUGUCCAAUGAGUUGUUCAUUGAAGGGAUCAAAUGGAAUCAUAUAAUCACUUUCCUGGUCUUUAGUGCAGAAUUUGCUUACAAUUGUGUUGAGAAUGGCUUUCCAUAUCUUGUAACAGAAGUGUCACAAUGGAUGUCAACUUAUAUAAACCAAUUCCUCAGCCAAUGGAUUGCACAACACGGCGGUUGGGAAUAUGUCAUAGAAUUAGCUGACGACCGACCAGAAGGCGGUGGCAAACGAAAGCUUGUCUACGGAGCUGCCGGUGCUCUCGGAGUCCUAACUCUGGGACUAUUUCUCAGAAAUUGCACUUUUUUCAAAUAAAUCAUUAUUUAUAUAUAAAAAGUCU